This is a messenger RNA of Spodoptera littoralis (African cotton leafworm), 327 nucleotides long. NCBI's taxonomy places the organism in Eukaryota, Metazoa, Arthropoda, Insecta, Lepidoptera, Noctuidae. The record is from the annotation of a GenBank genome assembly.
AUGAACACGUACCGCCAUGAUAACACACACACACACACACACUGGCGCAUUAAGCUUAUAACAUUCCGAAAUAACAUACAGCGCGCCCUCUGUCGGAAAAAAUACGAAGUGAUAUUCCUGCAUACGCGUUACAAGGUCUGCCGUUGUGUGGCUGUUAACGGAAUAUAUACGAUAUAUUCCUUACUUCUUUCAGUAAAAUAUUAUACAGUUUUCACAUCAUGGUAUCACAGUUUUAAGCAAACUUCAUGUAUUUUUCUUUCUUCUAGCCAUUUUCCCCAAAUUAGUUUCGGGGUCGGCUCCGAGUCUAAGUAUACCAGAUUCGACUGA